Molecule: messenger RNA, 798 nt
Organism: Esox lucius (northern pike)
Lineage: Eukaryota; Metazoa; Chordata; Actinopteri; Esociformes; Esocidae
Exons: 5
Coding region: 76-798 (240 amino acids)
Source: RefSeq, a predicted model, not a curated record
UCGAUCUGUUUGUCAUAAAACAAAAUAGAUUUAAAAAAUGCUUUUCUGUGUAUUGUUUGCUGUUGAUCUACAACUAUGGACAAACCCCUGGUGAAAGAACUUAAAUGGGUUAUUGAAGAUUUGGAGGAGGACACAGGAAAAGAUGUCUAUCGCCCAAACAUCAGGAGAGUUAAGAAAAUCUCCCUUCCCCAGUCACCCAGAAGCAAGGUAGUGAUGACCCCUGUAGUCCCUAUAGCUCCUGGGGAACUGGGCUCCCCUGGGAUCAGUGGUGAUGAGGAGGCCACAGAUGGGAAGGAGAAACCAUCCAGUGUCAGGAAUCGGCAUGAGCAAGCCAGAGCAAUGGCGGAUGCAUUCACUGAAGAGUUCCACUCUGUCGUAGAAUAUCUUGGAGAGAUUAAGAAUCUCAGAAGGAGCUUUAUCCGACGACCGUCAUUAUUCUACCCCACUGCCAAUGAAAAUGGAUCCCCCCUCGUCUCUGCACCAUCAGAAAAGGCCCUGAGGCAGAGCUGCUUUUCACAACGUAUAAGAACAACCAAUGGUGACAUCAUACAGACAUGUUCAGCAUCAUCAGCCCCUCCAAACAUCCCCAAUUUUGUCAAAAAGAGCCGUGAGUCCAAAGCUGAGUUAUCCAGAGAUGACGCCAAAAAGAUGUCAAAGAGUAAAGUCAAGCAAGGCUUUCACCACCUCACCAAGUGUCUGACUGGACUGCUGAACACAAAGAAUGACCAUGCUGGAGAUCAACCAAUUGCACAAAUUGUGAGACCAUCUGUUUAUAAAAUAAAGGAUAACAAAAAAUGA